AUGGAAGAGUCAGAAGUCUUCAAGAGGAGAACUUCACGCCCUUUAUUGCCACCUAAAUUUGGUUCUAAUUUGAAUCGACCUGCUUCUUUACUAGAACAAGCAUUACUUCCUGUACUUAGGACUGAUUCAUUACAAUCAAAUUCUCUGGAUGGGAGGUCUUCAACAUCACAACUCACUAUAUUCUACAAUGGAGCUAUUAAUGUCUAUGACAAUGUUUCUGUUGCCAAGGCCCAAGCAAUUAUGCUCCUUGCUGGUAAUCAAAGCUGUUUGUCAAAACCUGUUGUCACGGAAAUGCCAAAAACAGAAGUGAGAACACCAUCUCAUCCAUCCAACUUACCAUCAAUUAAUAGCAAGUUAGAAAAAGGAAUUCCAAUGGCAAGAAGGUUUUCCAUCCAAUGUUUUCUUGAAAAGCGCAGAGAAAGGGUAAUAAGUAAAUGUCCUUAUGCUCUUCCCAUCACAAAAGAUGAGGAAGAAGACAAUGAGCCAACACUAGACAAUGUCGAUGAGUCCAAUCAAAAUCAUAGCUUUACUCUUUCACCUUUUCCUUCUCGUUUAGGAAUUUAUGGUGAAAUCGUGUCAGAACGAGACAAGGAGGAAAUGGAGAUAGACAUAGCAAAGCUAGAAUUUGACUUCAUGGGGACAACUAGGAUUUUAUCAUUCUCAACGGUUGCACUUGAACAAGCUCUUACAGUUGUUCUUCAGCCUAAUAGUCACAAAACGAGUAAAACUUUUUUGAGUGAGACAAAAUUGCAACCAAGCUGGUCUUUGAGUUCAAUUUUUGGGAGGAAAGUCACAGGAAGAUGCGUUCUCGCAAAGACUAGUAAUGUUUACCUUCAACUUGAGAGAGGCUUAGUCACUGAGCUUGAGAAUCUGCAGAAGGACAACACGAUAACUGGGCCUGAUCAUGUUAAUGUAGGCUCUGGAGGGUUGGAGGAUAACCCUAGUUUUGAAUUGUCUGUUAGGCCAGACAAGAUGUUUAAAGAAGUAAACAGCUUGCAUAGGAAGAGCUCAUCUGUUCUUUAUGAAUAUUCAAUUGAGAGAUUUUUUCCCUCUCCAUAUUCACAGGUCUCAGUUUCAAAGGCACGUGCUAUCAUUGUAUUAGUGUCACAUGAAAAUUUUGAUCUGAGUGAUGCACGUGCUUUGAGGGUUGUGCUCAGUCUCACUGGAGUGAAAGAGGGUGUAAGGGGUCAUGUUGUUGUGGAGAUGAGUGACAUUGAUAAUGAGCCCCUGGUGAAACUUGUUGGAGGGGAUCUUAUUGAAACAGUAGUUGCACGUGAUGUAAUUGGGCGCUUGAUGAUACAAUGUGCUCUACAACCAGGCCUUGCACAGAUAUGGGAGGAUAUAUUGGGGUUUGAGAAUGCUGAAUUUUAUAUCAAAAGGUGGCCUGAGUUGGAUGGUCUGCAUUUUAAAGAUGUUCUUAUUUCAUUUCCUGAUGCAGUUCCCUGUGGAAUUAAGGUGGCUGCUGAAGGCGGAAAGAUAGCCAUAAAUCCAGAUGAUGAUUAUGUUUUGAAAGAAGGGGAUGAAGUCCUUGUUAUAGCUGAAGAUGAUGACCCUCCAGAGGUACGUAGGGGUCUUUUUCCAAAAAUAGCCAACCCUCCAAAAUAUCCUGAGUGUAUAUUGUUUUGUGGCUGGCGUCGUGACAUUGAUGAUAUGAUUAUGGUUCUAGAGGCAUGUUUGGCUCCAGGUUCGCAACUGUGGAUGUUUAAUGAGGUUCCAGCAAAAGAAAGAGAGAAGAAGCUGGCUGAUGGUGGACUUGAUGUAUCUAGAUUAGAGAACAUAGAACUUGUCCAUCAUGAGGGGAAUGCUGUCAUUAGACGGCAUUUAGAGAAUCUUCCUUUAGAGAAAUUUGAUUCUAUUUUAAUUCUUGCAGAUGAAUUGCUGGAGGACUCUGUUGUGCAAGCUGAUUCACGAUCUCUUGCCACUCUUCUUCUUAUACGAGAUAUACAGUCAGAGCGUCUUCAACACAAAGAUAGAAAUUCACCUUCUUUACGGUUCUCUGGGUUCUCUCACAGCUCUUGGAUCCGUCAAAUGCAGAAUGCUUCAGACAAAUCAAUAAUUCUUAGUGAAAUCCUGGAUUCUAGGACGAGAAACCUGGUGUCAGUGUCCAGAAUUAGUGACUAUGUGUUAUCAAAUGAACUGGUCAGUAUGGCACUAGCAAUGGUGGCUGAAGACAAGCAAAUAAAUCGCGUUCUUGAGGAGCUGUUUGCAGGGAAGAAUAGUGUCAACAGCAACAACGAGAACGAUAAUAGCGGUCAGUCUGACUCUUGGUUUUUAUUUUUAUUUUGGAGAAACAAACAUGAUGAUGGUAAACCAUCAAAAUCAUUUGAGCCUUCAUUCAAUUCAUCAAAACAAAAGAAAGAAGAAUUUGAGCCCAAAGCCAAGGACAAAAAAAGGCAGGAAGGAGAGAAGGCAGCACAACAGGGAAAGCAAGCAUCAAAAAAAGAAAUUUGUUGCUCAUGUAAUGGGCCAAACUCGUCCAAAUAUAAAUGCACAGAGUGUUAUUUGAAAGCUAAAGCCAAUAUGUUACCUCCAAUGCCACAAGAAUUUUCGCCCCUGGAUAAAGAGAAAUAUUUACGCUAUGGGAUGUAUUGAACAUAUUUCAAUUUGGUUUUCUUCUCAAAGAAAAAAUAUUUCAAUUUGGUUUUCAAUUUAAAAAAUAAAAUAAAAUAAAAUUCAGGUUUGAUUC
Quercus robur (English oak) is the source of this 2686-nucleotide messenger RNA. RefSeq lists its product as uncharacterized. The transcript is spliced from 16 exons. The record is from RefSeq and is a predicted model, not a curated record. The coding region runs from base 1 to 2592 and encodes 863 amino acids. NCBI's taxonomy places the organism in Eukaryota, Viridiplantae, Streptophyta, Magnoliopsida, Fagales, Fagaceae. Gene Ontology annotation, biological process: monoatomic ion transport.